AGAAGCGGCCACGCUGUACUGCUGGACUCCGUUUAUCUGGAGUGAAAGUUAUUGCUUAUAUGUUGUUUUCUAUAUUCCAGACAGUAAUUCUGUUUAUCUCCUGACUGACGGAAACAUGGCUGAACCCAAUAGAUUUCCACCCAGCAACUCGGGUUGGCCGACUCAGCAAGCACCGCUGAACCCGCCGGUUUUACAGCACACUCCUCAGCAACAGUCGCACAAAUUUCAAGCGUUAAGAGACUGGAACUGGUUUCAUUCUGCGGUGACAAGUCCGUGGGCUCCCACCCCCAUGUAUCCUGUUAGUAGCUGCAGCGGUCCAGGUUAUGUUCAGCACCACUCUUCAGGUUUUUAUCUUCAUGGAUAUCCGUAUCGGAGGCAAGACCAUGGCCAAAACCAGUGGAGAAAUAAACAGAAAAAAACAAAAGAAUCAGAAUUCAGUCAUUUCUGUGACGCUUGUGAUAGAGGUUUCAAAAAUGACGACGCGUACAAUGAACAUAUUGCCCAACAUGUAAAGUGUUCCGUUGAUGAUUGCAAAUACACUGCACAUGAGAAGCUUGUCAAAAUCCACUGGAGAAAUAGUCAUGCCCCAGGAGCAAAACGAAUCAAGUUGGAUACUCCAGAGGAAAUUGCAAAAUGGAGAGAGGAAAGGAGACGGAACUACCCUACCCGAAGCAAUAUAGAGAAGAAAAUUAAAUUAAUGGAGGUCAAAGAAAAGAGAGGAGAUGUACUGGAAACUUCUCAGUUUGGACGUUUUAAGAGUGGUGGUCGAGUGCAUGGUGGACACCAUCAUGGAAAAGGUUUCCAGGUUCCCAGAGGGCAUGCAUAUGGCGGCCAUCAACACUUCCAUCCAGGUAGUGAAAAGGUAGAGCAGGCAUCACCUCUCUCAUGCCCUGCUCAUGAUGUAGAUCCUCUAGGAGCCCUGGCCAUCAGUGACCCAGAUCAUGAAAAAGAGGAGUCAGUGAAAGAGAUGAAGGCUGCCAUUUCUGUGGCCCCCAAAAUUAUGACCUCUGCUCUAGGAUCGCUGAUAUCCAGCUAUGGUGAAGAUAUAAGUGAAAGUGAUCAAGAACCAGAAGAUGCCCCGGUCCUGAAAAGUUCUCUGGCUUUAGAGGAGAACAAGGCCUUGCUUGCAGCUCAUUCUAACCCAAACCAGAACAGUGCACCAAAGCCUGAGAGGUGGCCAAUAACUGAAAAAUCAAAUAAAACCCAUCAAGUACCACGUUCUCAGUCAGAGUCACAUUCUCCAAGGAGCAGAGGGCAUUGUGGAGGACGGCAAAGACAACGUAAUAAACCUAGGACUGGACCACAGAAAUGUCAUCCCACUUUACUAGAGAUGUUGUUGGCCCCAGAUAUUCGCCAUGAAAGGAAUGUGGUGCUUCAGUGCAUUCGCUAUAUAAUCCAUAAGGACUUCUUUGGUCUAGCUUGUAAUGACUCCAACCUGGUCAUGCCUGAUGAUACUUCAGUAACCGUGAAUGGUUCUGUGUCAGGAAAUGAUGUUGGUGAAAGCAGAUUAACAACAUGAUUAUCUUGGAGCAUUCAGUUGUGAUGAAGUGUUACCUGGUCAGCCAGUCACAAGAAGAGAAUACUGCCUUUGUGUCACAGGAUAUACUGUGCUGUAAAGGGCAUAACGCAUGAAAUGGAGAUCAUUGCUUGCAGCUGGAAGGAGUUUUGUAUUCUGUUGGUCUGUCAAGACGCAGCUUACACCUAAGUUGUGUUUAAAUAAAAGCUCACUGCACUAACUUUUUUUUUUUUCCUCGGUGUACAGCACAAACUUAUCAUCGAAGGUCACUUCUGUUAAUAUUUGUUUAGUAGUUGGUGAUUGUUCCAGUGGGGUACCACAGGAUGGAGAUGCACCAAGGCAACCCUUACAGCCAGUAAAUCAUUACCAGUCAGAAUACACCACACUACUUUUUACCAGAAGCCAUCAGGCUUUCUCUGAUUUUGUAACAGUAAAGAUCAAAUUAUUGUUGGGAGUCACAGAGUCCCAUGAAUCUUUUCAAGCGAGUGAUCACACCAAGGAUGUUGACUACAGCAGAAUGCAGAACUGAGCUUACAAAUGAGGAAUAUGAUGUUACUCCUGAGAUUUCUGUGGUCACCAGUGCCAUGCUGUUUAAUUUUUAUUUGACAAAUCAAACAACCAAGAAUGAACACCAAGACAGUUUGUGUAUUUUUGUUUAACCUACAUUUAACAUUAACAUUGUCAAAGGCAAGGUGAGGUGGAUAAUUGUUUUAGUAUAAAUACACAGGUGAUUUAAACUUCAUAGCAUCUUUAGUGCUUUUAGGAACAGCAUUUUCUUUCCUAAUUUGUAAUUAUUCCUCACUUACGGUGACGGCCACCGUUUUGCCGAGUCACUUGAGGUGAUAAUUGAGAAAUAAUCCGAAUCUCUUGAUCAAUCAGUGUGCGUUUUCCUAUAAUCACCUCUGUAUUUAUACUAAUGUCUGACUUUUAUUUCUGUUUGAUUGAUUAAAUGUUAACCCAUGUGAAUAUGAAUAAUUGCAAUUCUUUUCUAAGCAUUUACUAAUGGAUAUAAGAAGAAACAAAAAUAAAACCUCUUUCUGUGGAAUUUGAUCAGGCAUAUUGAAUGAUUUGACUGGUUUUUGUAUCACUUUUAUACACAUACUGCACAUAUUUGACUAAGUCUCAUUGUACAUCUGGUUGUCUAUCAAGUUA
Messenger RNA from Neoarius graeffei (lesser salmon catfish), 2668 nucleotides. RefSeq names its product nuclear FMR1 interacting protein 1 (gene nufip1). NCBI's taxonomy places the organism in Eukaryota, Metazoa, Chordata, Actinopteri, Siluriformes, Ariidae. The record is from RefSeq and is a predicted model, not a curated record. The transcript has 10 exons. Gene Ontology annotation, molecular function: RNA binding. Gene Ontology annotation, cellular component: nucleus. Bases 116 to 1519 code for a protein of 467 amino acids. Gene Ontology annotation, biological process: box C/D snoRNP assembly.